GGGUACCUGAAACUCUUAUAAAUAGUGUCAUUCAUACUAGAGUAACCAGACCUUAGAUCAUCCCCAACAAACAGCCGCAGCAAAGAGAAAUGGAGAGCACCCUCUCCAAGUCUCCUCUUCACACACUUAGGUGUAUGCGUCGCACACCCUUCAACCGUUUGUUCGCCGGAGUUUAUACCACCGCCAUCUUUGCUCUACUCUACCACCAUGUACUCAUACUUCUCCAGUCCACCACCUUAGUCUCCUUCUUUAUAUCCACAUCCAUGUUAAUCUCUGAUAUUCUUCUGGGAUUCAUGUGGUCCACCACACAGUCCUUUCGCAUGCGCCCAAUCCUUCGCCAACAAUUCCCUGAAAACCUUGAGAAAGUCAUCGACCGGAAGGAUUUUCCGGCGAUGGACAUCUUUAUAUGCACUGCAGAUCCUUACAAAGAGCCGCCGAUGACCGUUGUGAACACGGCCUUAUCGGUGAUGGCUUAUGACUACCCACCGGAGAAGCUUUCGGUGUAUGUUUCAGACGAUGGAGGCUCGGAGUUCACUCUCUUUGCUUUUAUGGAGGCUGCAAAGUUUGGGAAGCACUGGUUACCCUACUGUCGGAACAAUAACAUCGUAGUGAGGUGUCCAGAUGCUUAUUUCAGAUCAAACUACCCUAGGAGUUCAGAGACACAGAAAAUCAAG
Molecule: messenger RNA, 674 nt
Organism: Ilex paraguariensis (yerba mate)
Lineage: Eukaryota; Viridiplantae; Streptophyta; Magnoliopsida; Aquifoliales; Aquifoliaceae
Source: the annotation of a GenBank genome assembly